GCUCGGCUCCCGAAGAAUCUUCAGAUUUUCAAGUUCAUUCACAGGCGCCGUUCAACAUAAGCCAAGCCGAGCCGAAUGAUAGAAACAAAAAAGAGCAGAAAUCUUUCCUCGGCUCACAUCGACAUUGUUUGACUCUGACCAGAUCCGAUUCCCACGCGCGUGUUCUCCACGCGCCCCUCUUAUAUAAACCCUAAAUUCACACUUGCAGAAAUUUCAUUUCUUACUAUUCCUGCAAUCGCUCAAUAAUUUCGAAUUCCAUCGAUUUAUGUAUGGCUGCCGUUGAGAAUCGAGGUGUUUCCGGCGAGCGGCCGCGGCCGCGGCAGCCUAGCCGGCUGCAGAGGAGAGCGCCGGCGAUGAUUCAGAUCAAUCCGGUGACGGAGUGGAACGUGGCUAUACCGCUGCUGUCGCCGUUGGUUCAGUCGCCGGACAAUCUGAGGGCUGAGAUCGAGGCGUCUGCGAAUAGAGAUAAGGAGACUGUGGCUGCGGCGGAGAAGCCGGCGGCGGCGGCGGUGGUUGUGAAGAAAUGGCAGCACCCAGCGGCGCCGUUUGGUUAUGAUACGACGCCGUUUUUGCCUUUUGUUUGCACGGGAAGCCUGAAAAGAUGAUGAUAAUGCAUUGUUGCUUUUUGUU
Messenger RNA from Andrographis paniculata, 630 nucleotides. RefSeq lists its product as uncharacterized. The coding region runs from base 270 to 605 and encodes 111 amino acids. Lineage: Eukaryota; Viridiplantae; Streptophyta; Magnoliopsida; Lamiales; Acanthaceae. The record is from RefSeq and is a predicted model, not a curated record. The transcript has a single exon. Gene Ontology annotation, cellular component: nucleus; cytoplasm.